This is a messenger RNA of Epinephelus moara (kelp grouper), 1564 nucleotides long. RefSeq lists its product as uncharacterized. The transcript is spliced from 8 exons. The record is from RefSeq and is a predicted model, not a curated record. Bases 1 to 1341 code for a protein of 446 amino acids. NCBI's taxonomy places the organism in Eukaryota, Metazoa, Chordata, Actinopteri, Perciformes, Serranidae.
AUGACAGCAGUGGUAAAAACACUGAUCCAAGCCCGUCCUGUGGGCAAAGACUUCCUCUUGUCUACCAACAUCCCAUUUCUGGACAGGAACAAUCCAGAUGCAUUCACAAAACGUUUCCAGGAGGAUUUCCAGCCUUUUUCUUCAAAGAAGCAGGAAGUUGUUCCUCCGCCCAUCCCGGCCCAGGUGGACCACAAGGACUUGAGGCACAUCAAGGAGUACCUGACAGAGGCGAGGGUGUCCUACCACUGUCACCCACUGCCACAGAUCACUCGCACCCCACCCAUGACAGCACUUCACACCAACUUCAAGAUGCAAACAGACCCUGGGGAGGUUACUUUCCUCACCACACAUUCCCAGAAAUUCCAACCCUGGCCUUUCCAGCAUCCUCCCACUCCCAUCCGACACACAGAGGCCACCAAGAAGAUCCAGCAUGUGGAAACGCUCCCAGAAAGCACCAGCAAAGCCUCCUUCACUCCACACCACCACUGUCCUGUUGUAAAAGCCGCAAAAGAGGGCUUUCCCACGAUCGAAGGGGACAGGCGCCAUCAACAUUUUGCCUCCCAGUACAACGACACCUUCCAGGGAGCCUGGACCAGAGCAGCUAAACCUGUGGAAAAGCCCUCCUCAGUGGCUCUGGGUGAUCCUGCGAAGAUUGUGGUGAGAGAGACGACCCAUGCUGCGUCAUUCAUCCGGCCCACUGUCUGCAGAUACAGACCACCUGUGGUAAAGGAACCUUUGAAGCUUGACCUUGGAAAGUUCUCUAAGGACUUAUGGCUGUCCACAACCAGAGAGACCUUUGGCCACCACAAGCUGGGAGAUCCAGUUGUUGUGAUGAGGAGGAACCAAAAUUCCAGUUCCUUACCCAAGGGGGACACUAAUUCGAGGCGCAACAAGGAAAGGAUGUCUGUCACCACCAACAGCAUAUCCUUCUCUGAUCAGAGCCACACAGAGCGUCCAGUGUAUGUGCUUGGGGCUGACCUGAUGACCAAUAGCCAUGUACAGUUCAGCCCACCCUGUCUGUCGGGCCUGUACUACACAACCACUGCCAAAGAGCACUACAUCAAACAGGACGGAGAGCGGGCCAGACCAGCCAUCCAGCUGCCGAGCAACAUACUGAGUGGACCAGGACAUGAGUGGAAGUCCAGCACCACCAAGACUGACUACAUCCCUUUAAAGGUCUGCAGACAGACACCUUGUCCAUCAAUGCAGGGGAGCAACAUCAGGUUCCCGCUGGAUCGUCAGCAUUACAGCACCACCCACAGUGAAGACUACACCGCCAAACCUUUGAUCAUGCAGCGUCCCGGCUGCAGCCAGUUCUGCACUCAUUUUGUCAUGCAGUGACUGUGAGUCGCACCUUGGUCACUUGCUCUUGUGUUCCCACCCAGCUCUAGAUAAAACUUUUAUAUACUAUGUAUAUACUUUUAUGGAUGCAGAGUUUUUGACAAUGCUGCAACAGCACUUUUCAAAUGGGCACAUAUGUACAACUGCUGAACAAAUAACAACACACUAACAUAAUAUGCAGUUAAACAUGUCUUUAAUUUUACAUACAAGUAAACUAUUAUGC